Messenger RNA from Egretta garzetta (little egret), 3695 nucleotides. RefSeq names its product alpha-1-antitrypsin. The transcript has 6 exons. Bases 2388 to 3671 code for a protein of 427 amino acids. Lineage: Eukaryota; Metazoa; Chordata; Aves; Pelecaniformes; Ardeidae. Gene Ontology annotation, molecular function: serine-type endopeptidase inhibitor activity. Gene Ontology annotation, biological process: negative regulation of endopeptidase activity. The record is from RefSeq and is a predicted model, not a curated record.
GUGCAUGCUUAUUUACAAAAGGCUGCUCCUCGUUAAGGAUUUCUGCCGGUCCUCAGAUGGUACAGCAAGGCUUUGAUGAUGCGGAUACCUGAAACACUUCACAGCUGAGCACACAGGAACUAUCACGAAGUGUAAAAUAUCCAGAAAUCCUUUGCCCUGGAAAACCCAGAAAUAUAACUUGAAAAGCCGGCAUAUAAUAAUCUGACAACCAAGCAGCAACAGGAGCAAGUUAAUGAUAUGGGAUGAAACUCCUCCUGUAAGGAGGAACCAAGACAUAUUGCGUAACUGAGCAGAGUCACUGGCAGGCAGUAGGGAAAAAGAUAACUAAAUUAUUCAUAAUUCCUUCCACACAGACCAUUAUCAGGCCAGUGGGAAAAGCACAUCUGUCAGUCCUUUAUAUGACUCCCCUGGCUCCUUGAGCAGGAGUCCCUCUGUCCCAGCCACUGCUUAUCUAGAAGCAUCCAGCAGCUCCAUAACCUCCUCUGUGAAAUUCCCUGGAUGGAUCUCCUUCCUGCAAAACUCUGCACAAACUUUCCAGGUUAGCCUCACAGGUCAUCGUGAUGUCUGUGCUGGGGACACAGCCAUUUGCACCAACAGGAAUGUGCGGAGAAGUAACAAACAGCUUGCCCCUCCCUGGGUUCUCACAGAUGCUGCUAUCUGGCUGGUAUACCGGUGUUACCCAUGUGUGGUGACUGACCCUCAUUUUCCAUUGCAUUCAACAGAAGAGAUGUGUUUUCCAAGAGUCUCUAUUUCUACCAAAUAUGACUUAAGGGAGAUUUUCAAAGGACUAGGUGUCACUGAUGGAUUCUUUAACGAUGCUGCUCUAUCUGGAAUUGCUGAGAAGCUGAUUGCUUUGAAGUUUGCAGACAAAAAUGGUCAUUUGUGGGUUUGAUGUAACUGUUAGUCUUAACCUUGCCUAGGAAGAGAGUUGGGCCAGGGUCAGAGAAGCUGGUGCUUGGGAGUGGUGAGCAGGGACAGCAGCAACUUUCCACUCUCUCUGACAUGCCGAGGGCUGCUGCAUGUCCUGGGAGAAAACAGGAAUCCCCGCAGAAGCUCUGCUGUUCCCAGCAGUUCUUCCCUGAAAACAGUAGCAUCCUUCACAUUGUUGGUUAGCCAAGCAUUAGGGCCGGGCUGAAAAAUCCAUGCUAUCUACGUAGGCAGGCCUAGACUUGAGGAAAAUAGCUUGUCUGUGCUAGAGUUAAGCAACAGCAUACUUGCUCCUGCAAAAUCCUGCUGGACCUUGGUCAUUUUACAUAAAACUGCAAUAAACUUUCUGGGUACUUGCAGACAUCAUGAAAAAAACCCUCUCUGCAGAAAUACAUUCUGACCAACUCUGCUUCUAUCUUGUAAGAGAUAGUAGUUACAUAGCAAUGACUAUGGUGGGUAGAUUCCUAUGUGUAGAUAAAUUGUAGAUUUACCUGGGGUGAAAUCAUGUACAUUCAAUGGAAAUAAUUAGUCACUGCUAAUUAGGAUGAGUGCAUUCACCUCAUCCUUAAAUAACCUUCUAAAUAGCUAAAUUGUGCCUGUUUCUCUUAGCUCCCUCUGACAGGGAUCCCAGUGUAAGUCACACAUAAUAUGUAUAUAAAUCAUGCCUCUCCUAUGUGUAUGAAGGAAGGGGUUAAUAAAAUCUCCUCGCUUCUCCCCAGCUAACAUUUUGCCAUGGUAAAGAUUGCUCAUUUUAUUCUUCCACUUGUUUUCUUAUUUUGGCUAUUUUUCAAGCCAUGCUAAUACUUUGCUUUUCACUUCAGUAGUUUCUAAAAUACUCAUCAAAGGCCUCUCAAAAAGCUAACCAGUGCCCCCAACUAUCCUUGAGACCUCAUAAUUUAAUGAGGCCUCCAAAUAAUGCCAAUUAGGGCAUAUCUGCAGUGUGCACUGCAGGGCAAUACAAAGACACUGAGCUAUUCCCUACCCAACAUGCUGCUGCCUUGGGUGCUCAAUUAUAUGGCAUCCUUGCAUCAGGAUAGCCCAAGCAGGGAGUUCAGUGGGACACAGCAUCCUUUUUAUAAGCAGAGAUUGCUUUGGCCCUAUCUUAGCUUUCCUGUUCCUUUAAUAUUCUGUUUUCUAAAGCUCAUUUACCACGGUUAUGCCAGACUACCUUGCAAAGCUCUUUUGCCCACAGUUUAGUUCAAGCCUAAGAGUAGCAAGGUCCCUGUUCUUUCUCUCCCUUCAGAGCAGUACAUGUUGACAUCUUGCUGCCUGCAUGAUGGGAAAACAGACUUACGUUUGAUGUCCAGAAAAAAAAUAGCUUACUCAGUCUUUGCUUUGCAAAUAAAUCUUAUUUGCUCUGUUUAAUAUUUACCAGUGCACAUUAACUUAAUACUAUCCAGCAAAAUGAAGAACAGGGAAGAAGCUCUGUGAGAGGUCCAGCACUAACUGUUCAGAAGGAAAUGAAGUCUGCAUUGUAUUUAUGUUUAUUACUUCUUGGACUUCAAGUCCAGGGUCAACAUAAGUCCAAACUCAAUGAUGAACAGCAGGAACAAAAAAUACUUCGUUCCUCAGAAGACCAUUCCCAGUCUGAAGGUGAAAACUUGGCCCAUGUCAAAAUAGCCUCCAGCAAUGCUGACUUCGCAUUUAAGUUUUACAAACAGCUCAGAGAGGAGGUGGGCAACAAGAAUAUUUUCUUCUCUCCUUUGAGCAUCUCCACUGCCUUUACAAUGCUUUCCCUGGGGGCCAGAUCAAACACGCUCAGUCAGCUGUACAAAGGCCUCGCCUUCAACCUGACAGAGUUGGAGGAGCAGGAGAUCCAUAAGGGAUUUCAGCGUGUCCUCCAGCUGCUGAAUGACCCUUACCGAGAUGUCCAGUUGAGCAUGGGCAAUGCCUUGUUCACAGAUGAACGGCUGAAGCUGCUCCAAAAAUUUUUGGGUGAUAUCACAAAUUUUUAUUAUUCUGAAGCUAUUCCUAGUAACUUCCAGAAUUCUCCAGAGGCUAUAAAGCAAAUCAAUAACUACACAGAAACAAAAACCCAUGGGAAAAUUGUCGGUUUACUCCAGAGUCUUGAUCCAGACACUGUGAUGGUUCUGGUUAACUACAUUUUCUUUAAAGGCUACUGGGAAAAACCUUUCAACAGUUUGUCCACCAGAGAUGAUGACUUCUUGCUGGAUGCCAAGAAUUCUGUUAAGGUCAAAAUGAUGCAUCAAAGCAAAGCCUUUAAUGUCCAUAGGGAUGAGAAGUUGUCUUGCUGGGUAGUAGAAAUCCCAUAUAAAGGAAAUGCUGCUGCAUUGUUUGUUCUGCCUGAUGAAGGGACAAUGAAGCAGGUGGAGGAUGCUCUGCUAAAAGAAACAGUGUUUAAUUGGAUGCAAUCAUUUGAAAAAAGAAAAAUCUACCUGGACCUUCCAAAAUUCUCCAUCUCUGGCUCCUAUGAUGUUAAGAGCCUGUUUGAGAAAAUGGGUGUGACAGAGGUGUUCAGUGAUGACGCUGAUCUCUCUGGAAUAGCAGAAAAGACUCUUCUGAAGGUUUCCAAAGCAAUUCACAAGGCCGUGGUGGAUGUUAGUGAAAACGGCACAGAGGCUGCUGCAGUGACCGUGGUAGAACUGGUACUGUUGUCUGCAGCGUAUCCUCUUCCUCCUCACAUCAGAUUCAACAGGCCCUUCCUGAUGAUGAUUGUUGACAAAACCACCCACAGUAUCCUCUUCAUGGGGAAAAUUGUGAACCCGGCUGCCAAGGAAGACUAGGCCAGAGCACUUGUACUCCCAAGU